Aspergillus piperis CBS 112811 is the source of this 330-nucleotide messenger RNA. RefSeq lists its product as uncharacterized. The record is from RefSeq and is a predicted model, not a curated record. Bases 103 to 264 code for a protein of 53 amino acids. The transcript has a single exon. NCBI's taxonomy places the organism in Eukaryota, Fungi, Ascomycota, Eurotiomycetes, Eurotiales, Aspergillaceae.
CUUGGGUACCUACCAUUAUCAAGAGAAUGUCCCUCUCGAUAAAUAGCCCUUAGACUAGAGUUGCUUCUCAGACUCGGCAUUAUUGCCUCUUUACGAGCAUCAAUGACUCAUUGUUUUGUUGCGAGGCUGAAGUACUUGAAUACACAAGAGCUUGGUGACGGUUUGUUUGGAGUCCCUCAUCGGAUGUGGUGGUCGAAAUGGUCGAUGCACUUCAAUUUCUUGAAAGCCUAUUCUGGAGUUAAAGACUCUUCUCCUGUUCAAUAAAUUAUCUGAUCAAUCUCUACCUCUCCAUGAUCAAUUUGUGUAGCACCUAUCGAGUAGACAAACGAG